Tachyglossus aculeatus (Australian echidna) is the source of this 3720-nucleotide messenger RNA. It is a transcript of the gene CAMK2A, whose product is annotated as calcium/calmodulin dependent protein kinase II alpha. Gene Ontology annotation, molecular function: calmodulin binding; ATP binding; calcium/calmodulin-dependent protein kinase activity. Gene Ontology annotation, biological process: protein phosphorylation. Lineage: Eukaryota; Metazoa; Chordata; Mammalia; Monotremata; Tachyglossidae. The transcript is spliced from 19 exons. The record is from RefSeq and is a predicted model, not a curated record. Bases 188 to 1657 code for a protein of 489 amino acids. Gene Ontology annotation, cellular component: cytoplasm; neuron projection.
GGCUGAGGAGACAAAUUGCCCUCAUCAUUAUCUCCAAGCUUGCCAAUCAAACCGAUCCCCUCAUUUACCUCUCCGAGAAGAACGGCCCCCGGGUGCCCGAAGGGACGGCAGAGCAGAGAGCGCCAGCCGACCCCGAGCCCACUCCGAGCUGCUUGCCCCAUAGGGACGCCCCCCGCCGCUGCCCAGGAUGGCCACGAUCACCUGUACCCGCUUCACGGAGGAGUACCAGCUCUUCGAAGAACUGGGCAAGGGCGCCUUUUCCAUCGUGCGCAGGUGCGUGAAGGUGCUUGCAGGGCAGGAAUAUGCUGCCAAGAUCAUCAACACCAAGAAGUUGUCUGCUAGAGAUCAUCAGAAGCUGGAGCGAGAGGCCCGGAUCUGCCGCCUUCUGAAGCACCCCAACAUAGUCAGACUCCAUGACAGCAUAUCAGAGGAGGGGCACCACUACCUGAUAUUUGACCUGGUCACAGGUGGGGAGCUUUUUGAGGACAUCGUGGCCAGAGAAUACUACAGUGAAGCGGAUGCCAGUCACUGCAUCCAGCAAAUCCUGGAGGCUGUCUUACAUUGCCACCAAAUGGGUGUGGUGCACAGAGACUUGAAGCCGGAGAACCUCCUGCUAGCUUCCAAGCUCAAGGGAGCAGCCGUGAAGCUGGCUGACUUUGGCCUGGCGAUUGAAGUGGAAGGGGAACAGCAGGCCUGGUUUGGUUUUGCAGGGACUCCAGGGUACCUCUCUCCAGAAGUGCUCAGGAAGGACCCUUACGGGAAGCCGGUGGAUCUGUGGGCGUGUGGUGUGAUCCUGUACAUCCUAUUGGUUGGGUAUCCCCCAUUCUGGGAUGAAGACCAACAUCGACUGUACCAGCAGAUCAAAGCUGGGGCCUAUGAUUUCCCAUCCCCCGAGUGGGACACGGUCACUCCCGAAGCAAAAGACCUCAUUAACAAGAUGCUGACUAUCAACCCCUCCAAGCGCAUUGCGGCCGCUGAAGCCCUGAAACACCCCUGGAUAUCGCAUCGCUCCACUGUGGCUUCAUGCAUGCACAGGCAAGAGACGGUGGACUGCCUGAAGAAAUUCAAUGCUCGGAGGAAACUGAAGGGGGCUAUCCUCACCACCAUGCUGGCCACCCGAAACUUCUCUGGAGGGAAGAGCGGGGGUAAUAAGAAGAACGAUGGCGUGAAGAAAAGAAAGUCCAGUUCCAGCGUUCAGUUAAUGGAAUCCUCUGAGAGUACGAACACCACCAUCGAGGAUGAAGACACCAAAGUGAGAAAACAGGAAAUUAUUAAGGUGACCGAACAGCUGAUUGAAGCAAUAAGCAACGGUGAUUUUGAGUCCUACACGAAGAUGUGCGAUCCUGGUAUGACGGCCUUUGAACCCGAGGCUCUAGGGAACCUGGUUGAGGGCCUGGAUUUCCAUCGAUUCUACUUUGAAAACCUGUGGUCCAGGAACAGCAAGCCCGUCCACACCACCAUCCUGAACCCGCACAUCCACCUGAUGGGCGACGAGUCGGCCUGUAUCGCCUACAUCCGCAUCACGCAGUACGUGGAUGCGGGUGGCGUGCCCCGCACCGCGCAAUCUGAGGAAAGCCGCAUCUGGCACCGCCGAGAUGGCAAGUGGCAGAUCGUCCAUUUCCACAGAUCUGGAGCGCCCUCCGUCCUGCCACACUGAAGCGUUUUGCCUGUGAUUGGCCGGGUUUGUCACUGCCUUGCUGCAUUGUGAAGACCCCAUCCUCUUCACCAAUGGAACGUGGCUGCCGGUUCUACCACUUGGAUCUUGCUGGAAUUCCCACCGUCACCUCCAUCACAGCUGCCGCCACCGCCACCAGCGCCUCUCCUCCAAGCCAGGAAAGCUUUACCCUCCCCAUCAAACCACCGCACACCCAGAGAGCAAACGACAACAACCUUUUCUUUGUCUUUUGGGGUUUUUUUUUCUUUCUCUCCCUUUAGCUUUCCAAUAGGCUUCUGAUUGUGUUGACUAGCUGGGCCCACAGCUCACGCCUGCUGCUUUCCACUCAAGACUGUCAGCCCAAACUCCAAAAGAAGAGAACACUGGGAAGAGAAUGCCUUCUUCCCAGAAUGCAUCCCCUCCCCCAAACACACACACACACACACACACACACACGUCCUAAAGGCUAUCCGGAUGAUAUCACCUAGGUUCCAGUCUAGUUCUGCUUUGUUUGAAGACCCCAUCUCUAUCCUUUCACUGGAGAUGGAGCAAGAAUGAGGAAAUGGAGCCCAUUGGAGCCUCAAGACUGUCUCACAUUGGAUCCAAGGAUGACAUCGAGACUAGGUGACACCCAGCCUUCAUCCAUUAUCCCAACCACUCUCCUCUCCAACUGGGAGAGGAUAUCUGGCAACUGAUGAAGCAUCUGUUCCCUUCAUCUCCUUCCUCUAAGUUCCCAAGGACAGAGCCAAUGGGCAGGGAAAUCUGCCUGUCCACCCAAGCCGGGCCCACAUCCCUCUCUAGGGCUGUUAAACCCAAACUGCAUUUUUCCUGACCCUAAAAGAGCAGUUCAUCUUUCUUUCUUCUAGAACCUGCUCUGGACCAUCCCACUUGCCCUACCCUCUCUUUCCUGGUGGCCUCAAUUUCUUUCCCAUUGUCCAUCGGGGCUCGGUUGAAUUUUGUCUUCAGGAAACUAACAGAAUGCUGGUGCUAAAGAGGGGGCCUUCUUUUUUCUUUUUCUUUUUUCUUUUUUCAAUUGAACUGUUUGCUUCAACAGUUAUCCACUGAACCAUCGUUCCAGCAAAGAUUGAGAAUUCAAGCUAUAGUAACCCUGGAGAGGAAAUCUGAUUGUGUUUUGAAAAAGAGAAAAGCGACAUUUAGGUAUCUCUUCUACUUUGACCGCAUGCCUUUUUAUAGCCAAACUUCCGUGUAUUUCGUCAAUUGAUUCCGCGUAUUUGCUGAAAUGGAUCUUUAUGUAAUAACUAGAAAUCUCAAAUGAUUGCGGGGAGGGGAGGGCGACAGGGAGGGGAGUUGUUUUUUCAGUUCUUUUUUCUUAAUCUCUGGAGCUGAAUUGGUAGACUCUCUGGGGAGGAGGUGAACUCCGAGCCCAGGGUUAAAGAAGAACUCGGACCUUCCCAGCUCCACUCUGGGUUACCUUGCGGGUGCCAUUUUGGGCCAGUCAAAGAGGGUUGAAAUGUCAGAUGUCAAUAUUGACUCAGAAAAAACCAGACUGGAGGCAUUUUCUGAACGGAGAUGGGGCUGUGUGCCCCUCCACCCAGGGCUCAGCAGUCAUCAGGUGGACAGUGAGAGGAACCAACCGAACUUCCUCAUUCCCGCAGGCUUGUCCAAGCCCUUGACCUAUGUCACGAGGCAACAUGGGGCAUGGGUGGGGGUGUGGCCCUUCUCUAGCUCCACAUCCUGAUGGGGGAAGGGAUAGGGCAGAGAGCACUAAGCCUUGCCAUUAGCUCUUUCCCUUUGGGUUGAGCACUUGGAGAUAUAGUGUUGAAUAUUUCUGUUCUUUAUCUAUCCUUUGGUAACCCCCAAGUUCUAUCUUUCUCUCUCUCCCUCUCCCUCUUCUGCCCAUUCCCAUUUUCCCUUCUCUCUCUUUCUCUGUCUCCCCUUCUCUCUCUAUCUCUUUUUCCUAUUUCUUUUCCACCUGGGGUUGACUCUUUGACGUGAGGUGCUUUUGGGCUGCUGCUAUCUGCAUUUGUCCCUUGCAUGCCUUUCCACUUUAUAUGCAGUAAGUAUAACUGAAAAAAAAACAACAACAAAAAACAACAACAACAAAA